UGUUAUCGAUAAACAAGCAGCUGUUUGGGCCAAUGUGAUGUGAAACAACGUGCGCGCAGCUCGCUAACAACAAAUAAUUAUUUUAAUUAUUUAUAUGUGCUGGAAACAAAAACGAACUUAAAAUGGGUGAAUUUAUUGCAGAAAUGCAGGAGCGGCUCCUGCCUGAGUAUGAGCAAAUGAAGAACUUUCAGAUCUUUACGCCAGAGCAAAUCAGAGAAUGCGUACGCAAACGUGAACGUUUGCUAUUGAAUGUGACUAAGAGCCAAAUAAGCAUAGCCGACUAUUUGGAUUUUAUAGUGUACGAGACACAAAUGCAUGCUACGAUUACCGAAAAAGAAAAAGUAAGCGGCAUGAAAUUGCGCGGUUUGAAGACUUCGAUAGCCACGCGCAUCAUUCGCAUGUAUCGCGAGAUGCUGGUGAAGUUUGCGCACGAAAAGCGGCUGUGGAAUAACUUCAUCAAAUUCAGCAAGAAGUCGGCGCCUCAAGAGGUGGCGGGCAUUUAUGAAAAGAUGUUGUCGUAUCAUGGUGGUGAUCCUGAGACCUGGACUAGUGCUGCCUUGUGGUUGUAUGAAUACAGUCGCCUCAAUGUGACUCGUGCCGAGAGCCUGCUGUUGCGCGGUCUUCAACGUCAUCCUUCUUCCGAGCUCAUUAACAAGGUCUUCUUCGAUAUACUUCUCAAGGAGGCGCAACAGGCGGACAGCAAGCGCACGUUAGCUGAUAAUACGAUAUCGGAGCAGGAUAUUCGAUUGGAACGCGUUAUGGCCGUUUAUAAAAAUAGUUUGAAUCACAUAACACACUGGGAUUAUUUCCUCAAAUUGCUCGAGGUGUGCGAAGAUUAUCCCGAGAUGACGGUGGAUCUGCAGGGCGCAAUCAUUGACGACAUGCAAACGAAAUUCUCGCGUAAACCAGCCUUGUGGGAUGCGUUGGCCAAGCGUGAAUUACGUGGCUUUCAUUUGGCUGAUUUAAAUGAUUAUAUGAAGUCAAAAAACAACGACGACGCUAAUGGCGAACCAAGUGAGAAAAAGUCUCGAGUUCAAACUGAUAACAAUGAUGAUGAGAACAUCGAUGAGCAGACGGGGCGACGACGUGUAUGGAAGACGCGCACUAAGAAGUCGUGUAUUGAGAUGUGCGUACAAAUCUAUAAAUCGGCUGUGCAAUACACGGCCACGCCGGAGAUGUGGAAUUUGUAUUUGGAGACGAUGUUGUCACUCAGUCGCAAUCACAAAACUGAACGCAACUUGAUACAACAGUGUUUGGCCAAUGCGCUGCAGGACGGCCACAAUUCCAAGUUGAUGGAUGCCAAGCAUUAUGCCACAUUGAGCAUGAUACUGGGCAACAGCGAUAGUGGCGGUGAUGCUUGUGUACGCAUUCUAACCGAAGCCCUGGAGUUUGAUCAAUCUCUGCGUAUGCAUGAGUUACUGAUGGCGGCGCUCAUACGCAUCGAUGAUGAACCAAAUGUGCACAAGCUGUUUAGUCAGGUGCGCCGCACGCUGGGUGCCGCUGCCUUGCCCAUUUGGCAAAGUUGCAUUAGCUAUUAUCGAGCACGCGGUGAUGCACAGUCGAGACGGCGACUUAACGAUAUCUAUACGUUGGCAUGUAAGGAGACGUGGCCGGAGUUUGUCGACCUGCGUUGUAGCUACUUGCGCUAUCUGUGGCACGAACAUUCGCCGACAAAGGCGCGCGAUGAGUACGCCAAAUUGGCACUGCAGCCGCCCAUGUCAGUGCAGUUGCAUCGUGAAAUGAUCGAGCUGCUGGAGAGCACCGAACUCAGGGAUUUACCGACGAUCAAAUCGUGGCGUAUGUGCUAUGAAUUUAUGGCCACAUAUUUUGGUAAAACGGAACCAGUUGUCUGGGUGGACUAUUUGACCUUUGAGCGGGAUUAUGGCGAGACCAAGAACAUCUCAUUGCUUUGCCAACGUGCACGCUCUACGCUGGAGGCGAAUCUAGUGCCCGAAUUUGAAGAGAAACGUGCAUUGGCCUAUAUUGGUGCCGUAAUAUGAUUUGUCACUGUAUAUUACAUAUACCUACUAAUUUUUUUCUGUUUUAAGCAAUUUU
Molecule: messenger RNA, 2055 nt
Organism: Drosophila nasuta
Lineage: Eukaryota; Metazoa; Arthropoda; Insecta; Diptera; Drosophilidae
Product: U3 small nucleolar RNA-associated protein 6 homolog
Exons: 4
Coding region: 123-2000 (625 amino acids)
Biological process (GO): maturation of SSU-rRNA from tricistronic rRNA transcript (SSU-rRNA, 5.8S rRNA, LSU-rRNA)
Cellular component (GO): Pwp2p-containing subcomplex of 90S preribosome; small-subunit processome
Molecular function (GO): protein binding; snoRNA binding
Source: RefSeq, a predicted model, not a curated record